Molecule: messenger RNA, 2874 nt
Organism: Closterium sp. NIES-65
Lineage: Eukaryota; Viridiplantae; Streptophyta; Zygnematophyceae; Desmidiales; Closteriaceae
Source: the annotation of a GenBank genome assembly
AUGGUGAACGCGCUGACGGGCGGGUCGACGCAAGACGCUCUCCGCGGCAGCAAGCUGCCGCGCAGCGAGGGGCGCGGAUUCGCCGCCAUGGCCCGCGUGGUGGUCGCCGCCGGCAGUGCUGCUGCGGCGCUCAUGCUGCUUGCACCGAGAGUGGCGCAGUGGGCGCGAGCAGCGCGGCCGGCGCAAGGCCGGCUAAACCCUACGCGCGCACUGCACGCCGCCGCCGGCACUGCCGGCAGGGACGGCGGCAAACGAGGGCUGGCCACCCAGAGCAGUGACGAGGAGGGUAGGGCGGGGCGGCAGCUGGAAAGUGGGGAGCGGGAGCAGAGGUCGAGGGAGCGGCAGGGAGAAGGGGCAGCAGCAGCAACAGGGGGAGAAGUGGGGGAUGUGGAGAGGUCGGGCAUGGAGGGCGGUGGAGGGGAAGGGCCAGUGGCGGCGCCGGGACCGAUGGAGAUGCUGGCGCGCGGGGUGGCGUGCAUCCAGGCGAACCUGGGCCCGUGGUCCGUGUCCGACCUAACCCUCGGCCUCACCGUCAUGGCCAAGGUGACGGCAAAGCGCCCCCCUCCCCCACCGCGUGGGCGAGUGGUGGCGCCUGCGGAGGCGGGUGUGGCGCGCCUGGUGGAGCUGCAGCGCCUGAGGGCGCACGCCGAGGCCGUGUACUCGGGGGACAUCGCCUCCUGGUCGCUGCAGACGUGUCUGCCGGAGUCGGCCAUAGUGCAUGCGCAGUGGCAGCCGCACAACCAGCGGGUGCGCCCGGCGUUUGUGGUGUGCGUGGACGCGCAGCUGGGGGCCGUGGUGGUGGCUGUCAGAGGCACCUCCGACACCGCUGACAUGCUCGUCAAUGCCGGCACCUUUCCACACGAUUUCCUGGGCGGCAAAGUGCACAGUGGCUUUCUGCACGCCUCGACACAUUUGCUCCAUGAGGCCCGGGACCACAUCGAGCACGCACUGCGCACGUGGCAUGGCAUGCCGGUGCGGCGCCUUGUGUUUGUGGGGCACAGCCUGGGCGCGGCUGUGGCCAUCUUGGCAGGCAUGAUGCUGCGGCAUGAGAACAACCGCCUGCACGCGCACCCUCAUGCACAGGGCAGCGCAGGUCAUGGCGAGGCAUCAAGAGAGAGCAUGCAUGCUGUGACAGGUGCCAACCACUCUCAUGCUGCUCCCGCCAAGCGUGGUGGUAGGCGUGGUGGCAGGGGGCGGAGGUCGGAAGGGCGGCAGCAGGAGAGGAGGUGGGGGGACAGGGAGUCAGAGGAGCUGCAGGAGGCAGCGGCGGAAGCAGUGGUGGGAGCAGGGAGGGGGUUGGAUGGUGUGGAGGUGCAGUGUGUGGGGUACGGUCCGCCUGCAUGCAUGACUUUGGACUUGGCCCAGCAGUGCACCUCCUUUGUCACCUGUGUGCUACUGCAGCACGACUUAGUGCCUCGGUAUGUGCAUCUCUUGCCCAUACGCCUCUACUAUAUGGUUUCCCACACGCGCCUGCUUGUCCGUGUGUGCCUCCCAUCCCAUGCCCUCGUCCGCCCCACCCCUGCCUCCUAUGGACCCCUGUUUGCCACUGGCAGGUUCUCUCUGGCCAGUGUGGAGUUGCUGCGGCAGGCCAUCGGCACGUUUGACUGGGACCAUGCGGAGGCUGUGCUGGGGUGGCAUGACGAGGACUGGCAGCGCGUCAAGGCGGCCAGGGACCUGCUCACGCGCCUCAAGGACCUGCAGAGCACCGCCGUGGGGGCAGCGGCAGCCGUGCAGGGGACUGCAUUGUUGGCGGCAGCAGCAGUGCAGCAGUCAGCGGCAGGUGUAGCGGCCUCCGUGCAGCAGUCACCACUGCUGGGGGCUGCAGUGGGGGCGGCUGGAGCAGUGCAGAGCCAGGCAAUGGGUGCGGCAGCAGCGGUGCAGGGAGCUGCGGUGGCAGUGACGGGGGCGGCAGUUGGGCUGGGUGGCAAGGCACAGGAGCUCCAGCAUGUGGUGGCGGAGAGGGUCCCUGAGAUCGUGGCAGAUGCCAUUCCACAAGGGGUGGUUGAGCUCGUGGGGGGCGCAAGGGCGAAGCAGCAGGAGAAUGGUAGCAAGGGGCAAAAGGGGGGGGCGAAUGAGGGGCAGUUAGGCAAGGUGAUGCGUGGAAGCGAUGGGCAGUCAAGGAGUGGGCAAGGUGUGGAUGAUGUGGUUGAGGAGGAUGGGGCAGAGAGUGGUGAAGGGGAUGGCAUGAAAGCAGGGGGGGGGAAGAGAGCGGAAGAGGCAGGGGAGGACUGGCAGGCAGAUCAAGAGUGGGUGGAGGCGCAACCCAUGGAGAGUGGGGCGGAUGCCAUUGGCUCUUGUAGCGACAGUGGGGAAGGCGGUAACAGUAACGACGCUGGGGAAGCUGGAAUGGAGGCUAUGGUCCAGAGAGGUGAGUGCAACGAUGAGGGAAGUGGCGUGGAGAGAAGUAAGGUGGCGGAAGCAGUGGACAGCAACGAGGAUGGGAGCACUGCGGGGAGAGAGGGUAAAAAUGAGGAGCGGGCUGAAAAGCCAGAGAGUGCUCAUGAGAAGCGGCAGCAAGAGGAUUUUGCGCCACCCCUUUACCCCCCUGGUCGUCUGCUGAUGCUGUGCUGCGACCCCCCUGGUUGUGGCCAUCGCCCCACCACUCGCAAGGAAGUGCACCCGCAGAGGCAGUUUGGUGUGUUCCCCUCGCACGAGGAGGUGGCGGGAGGUGACAUGCGGUGGCAGGUGGUGGAGGUGCAGCAGGAGGCGGUGCGCGAGAUAGUGGUGUCGCCGUGGUGCAUCAGCGACCACAUGCCAGGCACCAUGGGCGAGGGGCUCAACUGGAUCAUGGCACAUGUGGGGGACGGCGAACGGGGCAGGGUGGAAGGCGGGAGGGACAAUGGUGAACGGGGGGUAAGGAAGCGGGAAGAGUAG